AUGUCUGCAACUCAAAAAGCAGGUUUGAUACCUUUCACUCUAGAAGAACCAGAGUUUGAUCAAAAUACCUAUUUCGGUAGAUUUAGAGCUUUCCAGAAGACCAGCAACCCAGUUUUCGCCUUCUUUACCAACACUAAGAUUGACGCUUUAAGGCAAUUACUAGAGGACUAGAAAAAGAGAGAGGAGAUUUAAUUGUAGGAAACAGGUGAUCGUAGAAUACCACUAUCUAGAAAGGAAAUUAAAACUCUAAGAACUGCCUAGACAGUCGUAUCGACAGCUAUUCAUCCAGAUACUGGUGAGUUCAUCCCCUGGGUAUGCAGACUUAGUUCAUUCUUGCCUUGCAAUAUCCCCAUCGCUUUUGGUUUCAUUAUAGCAGCACCAACUCCAUUCAACACAAUCUUUUGGCAAUGGAUAAAUCAAACUUACAAUGCCUUAAUGAACUAUGGAAAUAGAAAUGCAACCUCCCCUUACACUACAUCUGAUAUUAUGCAAAGUUAUCUCGUCGCUGUAGGUUCAUCAAUUGGUGUUGCACUUGGAGUGAGAAGACUUUUAUCAGGUUAUUCGAGCAAGGCAGUUGGAGCUAGAUUAAUCGUACUUAAUUCAAUCAGUAGUUUCUUUGCUUGCUCUACUGCAGGCUAUCUGAAUGCUUUCUUUAUGAGAAAGACAGAGCUUAAGAAGGGUAUUGACGUAAUGGAUCCAGACGGUAAAGUUGUUGGGAAAUCUUAAAUCGCAGCCAAAAAAGCUGUACAGUAAACUGCUAAUUCAAGAUUUUUCCUAGCAUUCCCUAUUUUCUUCCCACCAACUAUGCUCUACCUAAUUGAAAAGCAAGGCAAAAUGCCCAAAAACUACUAUCUCAAGACAUUACUCGAAGUCAGUUUAAUUUCAUGUGAACUAUAUAUUGCAGUACCUUUUGCAAUAGGAGUAUACCCACAGACAGCUACCAUUAGGUCCAAAGAUUUAGAAGCUGAGUUCUUCGAGUUAAAGGAUGCUCAGGGCAGUAUCAUAUAAGAAUUGGUAUUUAAUAAAGGACUCUGA
Messenger RNA from Stylonychia lemnae, 1035 nucleotides. Lineage: Eukaryota; Ciliophora; Spirotrichea; Sporadotrichida; Oxytrichidae. The record is from the annotation of a GenBank genome assembly.